CCUCUUUGCUCAACACUGCGCCAUAAACGCGCCGCAGCGUCGCGCGCCGCUCCAUCCUCCGCUCCAGCAGGGCGCGCCACUGAGACGCCUCCUCCCCGCAGAAGGCUGUGAUUUCUGCCAGGCUGCCAGGAAAAGUGGCGAGAGACGCGCCAGCAGUGUGUGUGUGUGUGUGUGUGCGCGCGCGCGCGCGUCUGUGUUUGUGUGCGAGUCUUCAUGCGUGCGCCACGGCUUUAAAUAUCACCUUCACCGGCGGAGGGUGUGAACAUGCAUCCGGUCAGCGUGUCCGUCCCGUCGUUCCGUUCGGAGAACAACUCGAUGGAGAAAGGAUACACGGUUUUUAAAAUUGACGUGUUGGUGAAUGGAAGACUGAACUCGAUAGAGAAACGCUACAGUGAAUUCCACACCUUGCAUAAAAUACUAAAGAAGAGCAUAAAACCUCCUGAGAUCCCAUCAAAACAUGUCAGAAACUGGGUUCCUAAGGUCCUGGAGCAGAGGAGACAAGGCCUGGAGCUCUAUCUGCAGACUAUAAUUAUGGAAAAUGAGGUCCUCCCGAAGAUAUUCCUGGAUUUCCUGAACAUCCGCCAUUUUCCCUCGGUGCCGAAAACAGAAAGCUGUGGGUCGUUCGAGACGGAGUCCGAAGAGUCGAGUAAACUGUCACAUCAGCCGGUCAUGCUGUUUCUGAGAGACCCCUACCUGCUGCCUUCUGCACAUGAUGCGUUUUCUAACGUUGUGAUUGAAGGCGUGGUGCAUGGAGUCUUCUGCCCUGACCUCCAGCUGAGGUAGAGGAAACGACCUCGACGGAGGAUCACUACAAACAAACCUUUACACCAUUUUAGGUGUGCAUCAGCAGCAUCGUAACAUGUUAGCAAACACUGAGCCUCAUUUUUAAUCUGUCAUUACGUCGCUGGCACUACAUUUUCAAACAUAACUACUCUGUUGUCCUCAAUGGAAACUGGAGACGCAGCUAAUGCAAGUUGAUUAUUUUUAAGGUUUAUAGUGUUUACAAUGUAAUAAAUAAUAUUUAAAAUUUACUUUAUACAAUAAAGAAGUAAAAUGAAUACUAAUAAGCACCUGAAAGUUGAAAUUGGAGAGACUGUAAGUGUUUUCCGGUGCCAGAGGCCCGUGAAGACGAAGCACGGGCCCUGGAGCUGCCACUCCCUUUGUAGAAGCGCUUGUGUGGUUUUAGAGUUUGUUUGGAUCAGCCAGACGGCGGCAGGGCAGGGAGUGCAGUGGGACAACAUGGAGGAAUUCUUCUAGAGGGUGUUCGUGCCACAGGGCGAGGUCAGACGAGGAUCUCCUCCGGCGUCUGUGGAGGACAGUAGCGCUGUUGUCGAGCGGUUUGAUGAGGUCACGUUCUGGGGCCUCGGCCAAUUUGAGAUGGCAGGAGGCAAUAAUAUGUUGUGAAACCUGUGAGCGAGGAAAAACACCAGAGCUCCGCCGGAGCUGGGUGUCGCUGAGGGAAACACGUGCUGACAAACCAGUUCUGGAAGAACUCCUUCAUAAGAACAGCCCACUGCAACUGAUCUCAGCUAUAACUGCUACACGCAGCCUCUAAUACUAGUUCUAGUCUAUGCAAAAUAGUAUUAACGUGAAAAAGGUCAUUCAUAAGCUUUUAUUAGGAGAUCAGAGCUGAUUUAACCCUGAGUCUGUAAAACUGCUUCAGACUUCAGAAUCACAGAGACUUUAAGACAUUAGUAUAAAUAUUGUUUAUCUGUCGCUUCUCACGUAACUGGUUUGGUUUUCUGACACACACACACACACACACACACACACACACACACACACCAUGAAUCAUCUCUCCAGCAUCUCACAGUGUAUGAAGUGUUCCAUCAUGAUCAUGAUGAUGAUUAGCUUUCUCAUGUGACUGGACCUUCACUGCGGCACAUUUGUACUUUACAUACAUUUAAUGUACUGAACAUUAAAUGACAAUUAACCUGUAGAUUGCUGUAGAUGUAGGUUUGUGUGUGUUUAUACUGUGUAAUGUAUUAAUAUUUGUGAUCUGAUGAUGUAAACCUUGUCCAGGUGCCAUAACGUCAGCCUACAGCGAACAAUCAAAUUCUCCUGUAGCACUUUAACAUGGACUGACACCAAUAAAAUGGAUUAUUUGCAGUCA
Molecule: messenger RNA, 2113 nt
Organism: Betta splendens (Siamese fighting fish)
Lineage: Eukaryota; Metazoa; Chordata; Actinopteri; Anabantiformes; Osphronemidae
Gene: snx24
Product: sorting nexin 24
Exons: 7
Coding region: 265-783 (172 amino acids)
Molecular function (GO): phosphatidylinositol phosphate binding
Source: RefSeq, a predicted model, not a curated record